AUGGCCAAAAAGAAUAACAAGAACAACGAAUUGAAGGAGGUGGAUCCCAACCCUGAAGUUGAGAUUGACGACCUUGAAGACAAGGUCGAGGAUCUCAAGGUGGACGAUAAGGAAACCACCAAGGACACUAAGGUCUCUAAGGAUGAUGAAGAGGACCAGAAGGAGGAGGAAGACGAUAAGACCACCACCACUGUGACUACCGAAAAGGAGGAGACCGACAACGAUGGCGACGAGAAGAAGACGGAAACCGUCACCACAACUGAGGUGGACAAGAAGACUACCACAGAGGAGGAGUCAGCUCCUUCAUACCAGCAGCCUUACACACCCAAGCUCUCUCAGAGCGAAUCUCAGCCUCCCACCCCUCCUCCCAAACCCCCGAGACCUCUUUCGCCUUUCUCUCAGGCCCAGGCACAUCUCAAGGAGGCCUUCCCUGACACUGAGGAGUCUAUAAUUAAGGCUGUUCUGGUUGCCAGUGGCGGAGAGGUGGAGCCUGCAUUCACCGCUCUGCUGUCAAUGAGUGACCCCAACUUCAAGCCAGAUAUUCCUCCUCGACAGCAGCAGCAGCGGCCCAUCGGAGGCCCUGGCUCCGACGCCUCAAUGGCCCACAGAAUCCAUUCUCCUCGCUCCCAGAUUGAGGCCGAUGAGCGUCUGGCCCGGCAAUUGGCUGGCCAGUACGAUAGACGAACCGCAAACCGAACCGGAGGCGUACCCGCUCGAUACAGAGGUUCAACUGAGUCUAACCGAUCGUACUCAGGCCGAUACGACGAGCGACGAGAGAACCAAGAGGAGGACGACCAGGGCUUUUUCCAGAGCGAGGAUUGGCAGGACUUCUCCAAUCAGGUUGUUCAGGGAUUCAACGAAACCAAGAACAAGGUUAACUCGUGGGUCAAGAACCUGUCCAACAAGAUUGAUGGGGUUGAUGGCGACGAGCGACAGUACAGAGACUAUGAGGAGUACGGCGACGAUUACUAUGAGUCUCCCCGUCGACAGCGGCCUGCCCCCGCCCCUCGAUCCGAGUCUACCCGAGGACUGGUUGGCGCUCUCGGAUCUGGCCGGGAGAGCCAGGAGUCUCAGCGAUCUUACCAGGAGUUUUACUCAUCCAGGUCGUCACGGUCCAAGACUCGAGUUACCGACGAUGGCGAGUUCCGAUCCAUUUCUCUCAAAAACAAUGAUCUUGAUGACGACGACAAGCCAUUGAUGCCUCCUCGACCCCCUGCCAAGGACGCGCUCGCUGGUGCCACCGCUGCAGCCAGCAAGGCCGAGUCUAACAAAUGGGAGCCUCUCAAGGCAGUUGAGCCCCAACCCGAGGAAGAGAAGGACCCAUUCUUCAUUGGAGAUAGCGACGAUGAGGAUGACAAAGAGGAAACAACCAAAAAAGAGGUCAAGGAGGAGGUCAAGGAGGAGGUCAAGGUGACAGAGGACAAGGACUAG
Messenger RNA from Yarrowia lipolytica CLIB122, 1431 nucleotides. RefSeq lists its product as uncharacterized. The record is from RefSeq and is a predicted model, not a curated record. Gene Ontology annotation, molecular function: ubiquitin conjugating enzyme binding; ubiquitin binding. Gene Ontology annotation, cellular component: cytoplasm. Gene Ontology annotation, biological process: ubiquitin-dependent protein catabolic process. NCBI's taxonomy places the organism in Eukaryota, Fungi, Ascomycota, Dipodascomycetes, Dipodascales.